AUGACAAUUUUCUCUCGAAUUUUCUUUCUUUCACUCAUUGCCAUUUGGUACAUAUCUCUUACAGCGUUUGGAGCUACUACUAUUCACCCGGAUGAAAAGAAAGCUCUUGAAGCGAUAGCUAAAUCACUUGGUAAGAAGGAUUGGGACUUCAAUAUUGAUCCGUGCAGCAACAAACCUAAUUGGGUUACGCCUACCAUACCUCAUGUCUAUGAUAACAAUGUCACUUGUGAUUGCUCUGUUGCCAAUGAUAAUUUUUGUAAGUUUCUCGUUACCCUCCAUUUCACGGAGAAAAAAAACAUCGAGAUACAUAACAAUCAAUUUUCUGGAAAUCUACCUUCUGAGUUUGGUUCUCUAACCAAAAUUCAAACACUGCGAUUUUCGUCUAACAAUUUUUCCGGAGAACUACCUGCUACAUUCGGCAAGCUCACUACAUUGCUAGAAUUCCGAAUUGAUGACAACCAAUUCACCGGAAAGAUACCAGAUUAUAUUCGGAAUUGGACAAGUAUUAACACCCUAAUGAUUCAAGGAAGUGGAUUAAGUGGGCCGAUUCCUUCUGGAAUUUCAUUUUUGAAAAACUUAACUGAAUUGAGAAUUAGUGAUUUGAAUGGUCCUGAAUCUGCACCUUUGCCACAGCUGAAUAAUAACACAUUGUUAAAAACACUAGUUCUGAGGAAUUGCAACAUCAACGGACCACUACCCGAAUACCUUGGGACUAUGACAAAAUUACAACAUAUCUCUCUCACAGACCUCAGCUUUAACAAAUUAAGUGGAACAAUUCCGAAGAGCUAUGGUGACAUGAUCGGUGCCAAUUACAUAUUUUUAACUGGAAACCUUCUCACCGGAGAAGUGCCUUCUUUUGGAAAGAAAACUAACUUUGAUCUUUCAUACAAUAACUUCAACAUCAGCCAAGGGAAUCCAAUAUGUCAAAAUGAAAAUGUGAACUUAUUUUCUCCUUCAUGGGCACGCAAUAACAUAGGAACAGAUUCAUGUUUGAAAUUUGUUUGUCAGAAGCCCUCAACCUCUCUUUAUAUAAAUUGUGGUGGAAAUCAAGUAAUAGUCAAUGGAAAAACUUACGAAGAUGAUUCGAGUUUAGGUGGACCGGCAACAUUCCAUGCAUAUCCAACCGGAAAUAAGGCAUUUAGCACCACAGGUGUAUUCCUUGGAAGUGCACAAGCUGGAGAAACUUAUUCCCCACAAAAUAUCUCUAAACUUACUAUGGAAGACCCCCAAUUAUACACACGUGCUCGUAUUUCUCCUAUUUCUUUGACUUAUUAUGGAUUUUGUCUGCAAAAUGGUAGUUACACAGUAAAUCUACAUUUUGCUGAAAUAAUGAUCCCAGAUGAUCUAACUUAUGGUAGUCUGGGAAGACGUGUAUUUGAUAUCUACCUUCAGGAAAAGUUAGUGCAAAAGGACUUCAAUAUUGCUAAAGAAGCAGGAGGAGUAGGCAAGAAAAUCAUAAAACAAUUCAAUAAUGUUCUUGUUACUAGUAAUACUCUCGAGAUCCGCUUGUAUUGGGCUGGUAAAGGGUCACAGACUCUCCUAAAUUCUUCUGUACGUGAUGCUCUUAUAUCUGCUAUAUCAGUAGAAUUAUCGGACUUUCAACCUGGAAAUAUAGCUGCAAAAGAAGCCGUUCAAAUUUUGGUUGCAACAAUCACCAACAUUGAUGAAUAUAAUUUUUUUUGA
Molecule: messenger RNA, 1683 nt
Organism: Lathyrus oleraceus (garden pea)
Lineage: Eukaryota; Viridiplantae; Streptophyta; Magnoliopsida; Fabales; Fabaceae
Product: probable LRR receptor-like serine/threonine-protein kinase At1g53420
Exons: 16
Coding region: 1-1683 (560 amino acids)
Molecular function (GO): protein binding
Source: RefSeq, a predicted model, not a curated record